Equus caballus (horse) is the source of this 7116-nucleotide messenger RNA. Lineage: Eukaryota; Metazoa; Chordata; Mammalia; Perissodactyla; Equidae. The record is from RefSeq and is a predicted model, not a curated record.
CUGGGGGACCUCGCCCACAGUUCCCCGGGUGCCAUCUUGGUUCUCCCGGAGGACGGGAGGGGCGUGCCGGGGGUGCGACUGGGCGGAGGAGAUUUGGAAGUUAGCUUCUAGGAUUGUAGUGUUCGUCUUUACUUGAUGCCCCUCCCCGAGUUUAGGUGCGCAAGGACUACUGCUGAGUGAAUAUGAUGGACCCUAGGGGAAAAGACAGUUCUGCUGGCCCAGUUCUCGAGGGGGUGUGUGACGGCAGAAAGGGAAAGUAAUGGUUACCAUCUGGUGAGAAGUGUGAGGAUAAUUUCAAGUCCUUUCACCGCUGUGGAACAGAUGAUGGAGGACACCCAGGCUAUUAACUGGGAGGUUGAAGAAGAGGAGGAGACAGAGAGACCCAGUGAAUCCUUGGGGUGUAGCUUGGCGCCCGUAGGGCGACUGCGUAUCUUCAGUAGUGCCCAUGGACCAGAAAAAGAUUUCCCACUCUACCUCGGGAAGAAUGUGGUAGGCCGAAUGCCUGAUUGCUCUGUGGCCCUGCCCUUUCCAUCCAUCUCCAAACAACAUGCAGUGAUUGAAAUCCUGGCCUGGGGCAAGGCACCUAUCCUCCAGGAUUCUGGGAGCCUCAAUGGGACUCAAAUCCUGAGGCCUCCUAAGGUCCUGAGCCCUGGGGUGAGUCAUCGUCUGAGAGACCAGGAGUUAAUUCUCUUUGCUGACUUGCUCUGCCAGUACCAUCGCCUGGAUGCCCCCCUGCCCUUUGUCUCUCGGGGCCCUCUAACUGUAGAGGAGACACCCAAGGUACAGGGAGGAACUCAUCCCCGGGGGCUCCUGUUGGCUGAGGACUCAGAGGAGGAAGUAGAUCCUCUUUCUGAAAGGCAUGUGGUGAAAGAACCAAGGACCACAUCUUCUUCUUUGGCAACAGUAGUUCCAGAGAGUGAUGAAGAGGGGCCUUCCCCUGCCCCAGGUGGCCCUGGGCCACCUUUUGCCUUCAACUUGGACAGUGACACAGAUGAGGAAGAAAGUCAGCAACCAGCAACAGGGGAGGCCUUCUCAGCUGCCAUGACAGAUGCCACUGUAGAGACAGAACCGCCUAAAGCCAUCACAACUGAAAUCCAGCUUGAAAAGGAUCAGUGUUCAGUGGAGGAAAGGGACAAUGCCACAAAAGUCAAGAGGGAUGCAAGGAAUGAAGUGGUUCCAGUUGGAGUGAUUCUGGAGAGGACCCAACCUGCUGAGGAGGACAGUGACACAGAUGUGGAUGAUGAGAGCAGGCCUCCAGGAAGGCCAGCCGAAGUCCAUUUGGAAAGUGCCCAGCCUUCUGGCUUCAUAGACAGUGAUACUGAUGUGGAAGAAGAGGGGAUCCCCACGACCCCAGCUGUAGUUCCUAUGAAGAAGAGGCAAGUCUUCCAUGGAGAUGAUGCAAAGAGUCCUGGGGCACCUGGCUUGGCGAAUCUGCAGGAGAACCCAGCUGGUAGUGAUACAGAUGUGGAGGAGGGCGAGGCCCUACUAACGGUCCCUCUGGAGAGAAGCCAAGCCUCCAUGGUGAUCGACAGCAAUACAGAUGAUGAGGAAGAAGUCUCAGCAGCACUCACUUUGGCACGUCUGAAAGAGAGCCGAACCCUUACCUGGCACAGAGAUACAGAUGUGGAAGAGGACAAGGCCCAACCUGUGGUCCUUCUGGAGCAAAGCCAAACCUCCGCCAGGAGAGACAGUGACACAGAUGUGGAGGAGGAGGGGCCCCCAGUGGAAAAGAGAGGAACUGUCCCCAAGGAUUGCACAGACAAAGCACAUUCAGAAAAGAGCCAGCCUCCUCUUGGGGAUAGUGAUAUAGAGAUGGAGGAAGAUAAGAGCUCACCUGCAGUCCACCUGGAGAGAAGUGAAGCCUCUGCCACAGUGGAUGUCAACACACAAGUGAAGGAGGAAGUCCUACCAGGGCCAGCUGUUACACCUCUGGAGAAGCAUCAGGUGCCUGUGGCGUGGACAAAUCAAACAGAUGUGGAAGCAGACAGGGGCCCAGCAAAGCUGCCUAUGGUGUGUCUAGAGGAAGCCCAGCCUCCUCCAGUUGGGGACUGUGAGAUCACAUCCUUAAAUGCCUCAGCAGUGACAGAUGUAAGAAAGAGCCAGUUUCCCACAGGAGGGGAUGCUGGGACGGAAUGGGCUGUGGCUGUUCUUGAGCAGGAGAGAGCUCCUGAGGCGGGGGCCCAGGGUGGGUCACCUGUGGCACUAGUGGAGCAGGGCCUUCUCCCUGUCUCAAGGGAAAACCUAACAGAUCUGGUGGUGGACACAGGCACUCCAGGGGAACCCACCCAGCCACGGAGAGAGGGAGCCCAGACCCCCAAAGAAGGGAAGAGAGAACCACGUAUGGAUGGGACCAAGGACUCUGCAGAUGCCCGUGAUGUUCUAAAGGCUGAGAAGUCCACGAUCAAGGUGCCAGCGUAUUCAGUGUCUGAUUCUGAAGAUCUAGACCUACAGGCUACCCAGUGCUUUGUGGAGAAAGAGGGUCAGAGCCUGGAAGCAGUCCAGAGCACGGAGGAUGAACCUACCCAGGCCUUCCUGUUAAGUCCACCCCAAGAGCCUGGCCCUUCCCGUUGCAGCUUCCAGGCCGAAGAAAAAAAUGCCAUAUUAAGUCAGACCUAUGGAGCAACUAGUCUAGCAUCGUUUUUAAAGAGGCUACCGAGAGAGCUUUUAUAUGAAGGUGCCCUGGAUGAGCUGUGGGAGGUCUUGGCUACACAGCCAUACUGUCCAAGAGAAUCUGAGGCCUCUGAGACCCAGCCCAUUGCCGCCCACCUUGAGGCCCAUGGAUCUUGCCCCUCACCACCUAGGGCAACACCAGGAGAACAACAUCCAGAGAGCCCAGUUCAUGCAGAGCCACUGGGGAUUCAAGGAAGAGGGAUGCAGACUGUGGAGAAAGACAUGGGUACACCAGGAGAAACAGCAGACAGGGUGAACCCUGAGAGAGGACCAUUGGAGAGGGCAACCAAGAAACCGCCACCAGAAGGAGAGAGAAAAGAUGUGAUGGGAGAGGAAGAAUUAACUUGGGGGCUACGGGACAGUCAACAAAAACAGGUGUUAGCUAGAGACACUCAGAGACAAGAGUCUGACAAAAAGGUGACAAGUGCAAGUCCCGAAAGUGGUAUGGAGAGUUUGAAGGUAGAAAUUGAGACAGCCAGGGAAAUACAAGAGAAAGAGAGAGAAAAGCAGACUCUUGCAAGAGAAAUAUUUGAAAGAGAAGCAGAGAAAUUAGUACCAGGGAGAGUGUGUGAGGUAGGUGGGUUAGAGGUCAAGGUAUCCAAAGUGAUACAGGAGAGAGGCCCUGAGGCAGGGGAGCCAGAGAGAGGGACCCAGGACCAGGAAGGGCAGGCCUCCAGUCCAACACCAGAGCCUCGGGUGGGGGCUGGGGGCCUUCAGGCACUCGCUUCAGCUGUGGUAGCUUCUGGGAGCCAAUCAGGUGGAGGAAGGGGCGUCCCAGUGAGUCCCAGGAGGCAGGAGAGAGACCACUUGAAUUGCAAGAUGCCACCUGCUGAGAAGGCUUCUAGGGGUGAUCAGGAAUCCCCAGAGGCUUGUCUGCCUCCUGCAGUGACUGAAGCCUCAGCCCCGCUCCAAAACCCCCUCAUGUCUCAGAGCCAAAAACAUCCUACACCUCAGCCUCUGCCUUCCUUAGAGCUGCCCAUUCCCAGGGCCAGGCAAAAUGGGAGUCAGGGAGCCCCAGAGAUUCCUCCCUCAGAGCUGGAGCCUCUGCAUCCAAAACCCAAAGUCAGGCCCCGGGGGUCCUCCAGGAUGUUACCCUCUCCAAUGUCUUCUAUAGCCCCUGAGUCCCACCCUACCACCCCCACAGACCAGCCUGUCAGCCCUGAGCCCACAUCUCGGGCCACUCGGAGCAGAACAUACAGGUCUUCUGAAAUGACCCCUGCACCAGUUGUCCCCACAGCACCUGAGCUGCAAUCUUCCACCUCUAAAGACCAGCCUGUCACCGCUAAGCUCACAUCUCGGGCCACUCGGGGAAGGACACAUAGGUCCUCUGUCAAGUCCCCUGAACCAGUUGUCCCCACAGCCCCUGAGCUCCAGCCUUCCACCUCUAAAGACCAGCCUGUCACUCCUGAGCCCACAUCUCAGGGCAGGACACAUAGAUCUUCUGUCAAGGCCCCUGAGCAAGUUGUCCCUACAGCUCCUGAGCUGCAACCUUCCACCUCCAAAGACCAGUCUGUCAUCCCCACACCCACAUCCCGGGCCACUCGGGGCAGGACACAUAGGUCCUCUGUCAAGACCCCUGAACCAGUUGUCCCCACAGCCCCUGAGUUCCAGCCUCCUACCCCCACAGACCAACCUGUCACCCUUGAGCUCAUAUCUCGGGCCACUCGGGGCAGAACACACAGAGCCUCUGUGAAGACUCCUGAACCAGUUGUCCCCACAGCUCCUGAGCUGCAGCCUCCCACCUCCAAAGACCAGUCUGGCAUCUUAACACCCACAUCUCGGGCCACUCGGGGCAGAACACAUAGGUUCUCUGUCAAGUCCCCUGAACCAAUUGUCCCCAUAGCCCCUGAGCUUCAGCCUUCUACCCCCACAGACCAAUCUGUCGCUAGUGAGCCCACAUCUGGCACCACUCAGGGCAGGACACAUAGGUCUUCUGUCAAGACCCCUGAACUAGUUGUACCCACAGGUCCUGAGUUCCAGCCUUCCACUUCCAUAAACCAACUUGUCACCCCCAAACCCACAUCUCAGCCAAGGACACAUAGGUCUUCUGUCAAGACCCCCGAACCAAUUGUUCCCACAACCUCAGAGCUCCAGCCUUCCACCCCCACAGACCAACCUGUCACCCCCAAACCCACAUCCCGGGCCACUCGGGGCAGAAAACAUAGGUCUGUCAACACCUCUGAACCGAUUGUCCCCACAGCCCCUGAGCUCCAGCCUUCCACCCCCACAGACAAACCUGUCACCCGCAAGCCCACAUCUCGGGCCACUCGGGGCAGAACACAUAGGUCUUCUGUCAAGACACCCGAACCAAUUGUCCCCACAGCCCCUGAGCUCCAGCCUUCUACCCCCACAGACAAACCUGUCACCUGCAAACCCACAUCUCGGGCCACUCGGGGCAGAAAACAUAGGUCUUCUGUCAAGACCCCCAAACCAAUUGUCCCCACAGCCUCACAGCUCCAGCCUUCCACCCCGACAGACCAAUCUGUUACCCCUGAGUCCACAACUCAGGACAUUCGGGGCAGAAAACAUAGGUCCUCUGUCAAGACUCCCCAACCAAUGGAACCCACAGCCCCUGGCCAUGAACCUCCCAGCCAUACAGACCAGCCUGUCACCCCUGAAGCCAUAGCUCCGGCUAGUCAGAGCAGGACACUAAGGACUUCUAUAAUAAGUGCUGUGCCAGUUCCUACCACCCCUGAAUUCCGGUCUCCUGUCCCCACAGACCAGCCUAUUCCCCCUGAGACCAUCCCUCAAGCCAAUUGCAGCAGGAGGCCAAGGGCCACUAGGAAGCAGGGGUCCCCCACAGCUCCCAUUGUCCAUGAACCCUGCUCUGCACCCCCUGAACCUAACUCGAGGAACCAAAGACGAAGAGCAGUGAGAGCAGCUGAGUCCCUUACAACCAUUCCUGAGCCUGCCUUUGCCCAGCUUCCUGAGGCGCCCACUCAUGCUCCCCACAUCGAAAAGGUAGAGGCAGCAGGUACAUCUGGGUUCACCCCAGAGCCCCAGCGUAAGGCCUCUCAAAGCCACAAGAGGCCUUUAGCUACCCUGGAUUUACCCCCACUUCAAAAACGGCUCCAAAGAGGGAAAGUCUCCCAGAAGACAGCGUUCCUCCAGGAAGAGGAAGAUGAUCCCACAGAGAGACCAGGGAAGAAAGAGGUUGUAGUGAUGCCAGGACCAGGCAAGAGAAAGAGAGACCAAGCAGAAGAAGAGGGAAUACUGAGCCGCAGCCUCCGAAGAACCAAACCUAACCAAGAGUCCACAGCCCCCAAAGUGCUCUUCACAGGAGUGGUGGAUGUUCGAGGAGAGCGGGCAGUACUGGCCCUGGGGGGAAGUCUGGCCAGCUCAGUGGCAGAGGCUUCCCACCUGGUGACUGAUCGAAUCCGCCGGACGGUCAAGUUCCUGUGUGCCCUGGGGCGGGGGAUCCCCAUCCUCUCCCUGGACUGGCUGCACCAGUCCCGCAAAGCUGGUUGCUUCUUGCCACCGGAUGAAUACGUGGUGACCGAUCCUGAGCAGGAAGAGAACUUUGGCUUCAGCCUUCGGGAUGCUCUGAGCCGAGCUCGGGAGCGAAGGCUGCUGGAGGGCUAUGAGAUUCAUGUGACCCCUGGAGUCCAGCCACCUCCACUUCAGAUGGGAGAGAUCAUCAGCUGCUGUGGAGGCACUGUCCUACCCAGCAUGCCCCGGUCCUAUAAGCCUCAGAGAGUUGUGAUCACAUGCUCCCAGGACUUCCCCCGAUGCGCCAUUCCAUCUCGGGUCGGGCUGCCCAUCCUCUCACCUGAGUUCCUGCUGACAGGAGUGCUGAAGCAGGAAGCCAAGCCAGAGGCCUUCGUCCUCUCCGCUUUGGAAAUGUCAUCCACCUGAAACCCCACCCUAUUUGCUCCCAGACCAAUAAAUAAAGUGUUAGAAGAUAUAUGGAAGAAAGAAUUUAGGGCUUUAGAAAGGAUUGGGAUGUAUUGAUCUGAUUUGUCUUGGAAUAUGGGUGGAGCUGAAAAGACUUAUGGGUAAACAGAACAAUAGAGAGCUUGGGAGCCACAGAUUUUCUUAAAUGGCCAUUUAAAAUUGGCUAAUCCCAUGCUCAGACAUCUUGAGCAGCUCUAAUCUUUAGUUAGACUGAUGUACAUAUUGCUCCGUGGCAUACAGUGUCCUGCCUCCCCUUUGGAAGCCAUCUCUUUGUCUUUUCUUACUGGGAUUCCUACUCAUCCUCCAAAAGAUUGUGGAAACAAUUCUAGUGUCAAUAACUUGAAGGGAUGCUCGGAGUGAGUAAAUUUGAGAGUGCAGUUACAGAAUGCUGCUAAAAUAUCUUCCCCUCCUCUGGCUCCAUUUUGUUAGAAGUGUCCUUUAGCUUUGACUUUGAGCAAAUCUCUGCACUUUUCUGGCCUGCUUUUCCAGUCUUUAUAAAAUUAGAGUUUAGGCUUAUGCUCUGUGAUAAAUAAAUAUUCACUCUGUGCCUUA